Daucus carota subsp. sativus is the source of this 507-nucleotide messenger RNA. RefSeq lists its product as uncharacterized. The record is from RefSeq and is a predicted model, not a curated record. The transcript has a single exon. Lineage: Eukaryota; Viridiplantae; Streptophyta; Magnoliopsida; Apiales; Apiaceae. Bases 1 to 507 code for a protein of 168 amino acids.
AUGGGAAACUGCUCGGUUGUUUGCAGACGCGAUAAUAAUGCUCCUUGUUUUCGGGAUGCUGAAAAGAGCAAGAACAAAAAUGUUGUGCAGCUUGUGAAGAUUGAUGGGAAGGUCAUGGAGUUUUCAGCACCAAUUCUUGUGAGGGAUGUGCUACAAAAUUUCUCUGGCUUUAAUAUUGCUUUGUCGAGGGAGGCUCUCCAGCAUCUUCCUUUGAGUUCCAGGUUGAAGCUCGGGGACACGUACUAUCUCAUUCCUUCGGUUGAUGGUUUAGGAAUUGAGAAAGGAGCUCGAAAGGUCGACAACGAGGGCGAGGGCAGUGUCAAGAGGAUAAAAGUUGUUAUAACAAGGCAACAAUUGCAAGAUUUGCUGUCUGAACAGGGGCUGCCUGUUGAUAUUUUAUCACAACUCAGGAGUGACACAUGUUCUGAAAAUGAAAAAUUUACGGCAAUUUGGAAGCCGAAGUUGGAAUCUAUACCAGAAGAUGAUGAGAUUAGAAGCAUUUUCUAG